AUGGAAAGAUACUACUCAUGCAUUAACUUUCCAUUACUACUUCUCAACCCAUGCCUUAAAAAUCUGCAUUAUAAGUCUGGCUGUUUAUGCAAGGCAUUCAAGUUUAUUCCGAGUAGACCAGAGGAGUUUGGUGAAUUCUGGCUACCAAAGAGACGCGACUUUGACGCCGCCGCCUACCGGGCAAUGUGUCGCUGCAAGCACAACCACGAAAAGCACCAUGCCCACCCGCCGCCAUUCCGUUGUAAAGCGCCCAAUUGCCGAUGCCCGUCUUUUGAGUCGGUUUCCGCCUGCGUUGCCUGCGACCUUCCUUGGACUCGGCAUGAAACCUUUCUUGAGACGGAGCAAGAGCGCAAAUCCGCCAAUCGACAAGUCGGUGGGUUGGGUUCAUUUGUAAACUUCUUGGUUGCUAGGCCAGCUAUUGUUUCGAGUAGAAAAAAAGUUUAA
Messenger RNA from Protopolystoma xenopodis, 444 nucleotides. Lineage: Eukaryota; Metazoa; Platyhelminthes; Monogenea; Polystomatidea; Polystomatidae. The record is from the annotation of a GenBank genome assembly.